GAAUGAAUACAUUACAUUCAAUUCAUGGAAGGAUGAAAACCUCUGAGAUGACACCAACAGAAAAAUUAAAAUGGCACAAGGAACUUGUGGCAAGAAGGGAGACAUCUAUACUGGAACCCGUAAUAUUUGAUGAAGUUGCGGUUUAUUUUUCGGAAGAAGAGUGGGGAUUUUUAGAUAAGGUUGAAAAGGAUCUAUACAAAGAUGUCAUCAUGGAAAAUUAUCAGUGUGUCAGAUCAUUAGGCUUUCUCAGUAUAAAACCAGAAAUUGUAUUAAGGAUUGAGCAAGGAAAGGAGCCAUAUGUAAGCAGUGAUCAGGAACUUAUGUGGAGAAUGAACAUUGAUAAGGUGCCUAUGUAUGAAAAUAUUCAAGAAGAAUACCGAAGACCUUGUCAAAGAUUAUAUUGGAUACGGGAUGAAAAUGUUCUCUGUUACAGCAAAGAAGGACAAAGCUAUUCAAAUCUAACAAAAAGUUCACCUUUUACAACUUGUACACAAAAUGUAUCAUUUGUGCAAGAAAAUAAACCAUACUCAACUAAGCUUUAUGAAAGAACAUUAGGAAACAGUAACUUUGAUAACCAUAUACAGCUUAAAAAAAGGGAGUUGCAAGGGAGUACAAUAUCAUAUUCUCAUUCCAUACAGGGGAGAUCACAUACAUGCACGAAAUGUGGGAAAAGCUAUAACAGAUCACAUCUGAAAUCCCUGAAUAAAAUGCAUGUAGACAAUAACUCAUAUGCAUGCAGUAAAUGUGAUGAAUGUUUUGAAGAAAGUGCAACUUCUGUCACUCACCAAAAUAUGGAGAAAAAAGAAAAGCCAUUUUCCUGCCCUAAAUGCAGCAAAACAUUUUCUCAGAAUUCACAUCUGAUUAUGCAUCUACGAUUCCAUAUAUUAAAAGAACCUUGUCCUGAAUGUGGUAACAUCAUUACUAACAUAUCAAAAAUACAGGAUGUCCAAAGCAACUGUUCUAAAUGCAGCCAGCAUCUUAUGCAGGUACUAGAUGAAAUUAACCAAUUAAAAACUCCCAAGACAGAGAAGAGUUUCAAAUGUACAUUGUGUGACAAAAGUUUUACCCGCAGUGCUAAUCUAGUGGUACACCAGAGAAUGCACACAGGAGAAAAACCUUAUAGCUGCUCUGAAUGUGGUAAAGCAUUUACAGACAGAUCAAACCUGGCUAGCCAUCGGAGAAGUCACACUGGGGUCAAGUCAUAUUCAUGUAAUGAGUGUGAAAAGACUUUCAAGUACAGGUCGGCUCUAGUUUUACAUAAAAGAGCUCAUACAGGAGAGAAACCAUUUUCUUGUGAGGAAUGUGGGAAGAGUUUUUUCUGCAAAUCCCGUUUGCUUUUGCAUCAGAAGGGACACACAGGAGAAAGACCUUAUGCUUGUAAUGAAUGUGGGAAAAGUUUUACAUGUAGCUCCACUCUUGUGAAACAUCAAAUUAUUCAUACAGGGGAGAGACCUUAUGUGUGCCUGGAAUGUGGAAAAACUUUUAUCAGAGGUUCACAUCUGGUUAUACACAAAAGAACUCACACUGGUGAGAAACCAUUCACGUGCAAUGAUUGUGGGAAAGGUUUUACAGACAAAUCAAAUCUGUCCAGCCACCAGAAGACACAUAAAGAAGAGAAAUUAUAUUCAUGUAGAGAAUGCGGGAAGAAAUUUACUCAAAGCUCAACGUUGCUUAAACACCAGCAAAUUCACACAGGACAUAAACCUUAUGGAUGCACUGAAUGUGGAAAACUAUUUACUCGAAGCUCAAACCUUAUUAUACAUCAGAGGAUGCAUACAGGAGAAAAGCCGUAUAUGUGCCUUGUGUGUGGUAAAUGCUUUGCCCAUCGCUCUCAUCUUGUUAAACAUCAGAAAAUCCACAAAUCUUGAUGUUUCAUCUGGAAGUGCUCUCUUUUAGCAUGUAUAGUAUGCAAAUAACUAUUUAAAAUUAAAUUAUUAAAUGGUAAUAAUUAUUUGAAAUAAA
Bombina bombina (fire-bellied toad) is the source of this 1962-nucleotide messenger RNA. Its product is annotated as zinc finger protein ZFP2-like. Gene Ontology annotation, biological process: regulation of DNA-templated transcription. The record is from RefSeq and is a predicted model, not a curated record. Bases 3 to 1868 code for a protein of 621 amino acids. Lineage: Eukaryota; Metazoa; Chordata; Amphibia; Anura; Bombinatoridae. The transcript has 4 exons.